AUGGCGAUGAUGAUGACUAGCCGUGUGCUGCUGGUGUGUGCUCUCUGCGUGCUGUGGUGUGUUGCGGCCGAUGGAGCUGUUGGUGUGGUUUCUGGUGGGGACGACAACAGUCUGAAAGAAUUAUUUAUUCCAGUUGCGAGAUUGCAGGAAAGACAAGAACAAAGAGCAACAGGAGCAACAGCUGACGCAAAGGCAGCAGCAGAAGCAGCAGAAACAGCAGUCGCAAAAGCAACAGCAGCAAAAGUAGCAGCGGAAGCAGCAGCAAAGGCAAAAGCAGCAGCAACAGAAACGGCAUCAAAAGCAAAAGCAGCAGCAGAGGCAGCAGCAGAGGCAGCAGCAAAAGCAAAAACAUCAGCAGAAACAGAUGAAACAGCAGCGAAAAAAGUAACAGUAGCAGCGGAAGCAGAAGCAAAAGCAGCAGCAGCAUCAGAAGCAGCAAAAGCAGCAGCCACACAAGCAACAGCAACAGCGGAAGCAGCAACAAAGGCAAAAGCAGCAGCAGAAAAAGCAGCAAAAGAAGCAGCAACAGCGGCAGCAGCAGAAGCAGUAACAGCAACAGCAGCAGCAGAAGCAGCAGCAGAAGCAGUAACAGCAACAGCAGCAGCAGAAGCAGCAGCAGCAGUGGCAGCAGCAGCGACACAAGAAGCAGCAAAAGCAACAACAAAAGCAGCAGAAGCAGCAAAAGCAGCAGCAGAAGCAGCAAAAGAGGAAGCAGAAAAAGCAAAAAAAGAAGCAGAAAAGGCAGCAGAAGAAGCAAAAGCAAAAGCAGCAACAGCAGCAACAGCAGCAGCUGCGGCAGCAGCAGAAGCAGCAAAAGCAACAGAGGCAGCAAAAGAAGAAGCCGAAAAAGCAGCAGAAACAGCAGCAGCUGAAGCAGAGGCAGCAGAAGCAGAGGCAAAAGCAGCUGCAGAAGCGGCAAAAGCAGCAGAAGCAAAAGCAAAAGAGGCAGCUGAAAAAGCAGCAGCAGCAGCGGAAUCACUGCGAGUUACAACAGUCGGAGAAGAAGCAAAAACAGCAACACAUGAUCAGGAUAAUUCAGUCGAACACCAUUCUGAAGAAAAACAAGAGCUUCUACAAGAACAAGAACCGGAACGACAAGAAAAAGAACAGCAUGAAAAGCAGCAACACCAACAGCGUGAACAUUCCGCAGGAAAUGGCGAAGAAUCCCCGAAAGAAAAAACUGCUAAUGGUACAAAUGCAACUGCAAUUAAGGAUGACAGUGACGGCAGCACCGCGGUCUCCCACACCACCUCCCUUCUUUUGCUUCUUCUUCUUGUUGCGUGUGCGGCUGCUGCUGCGGUGGUGGCCGCGUGA
This is a messenger RNA of Trypanosoma cruzi, 1314 nucleotides long. RefSeq names its product mucin-associated surface protein (MASP), putative. The transcript has a single exon. NCBI's taxonomy places the organism in Eukaryota, Euglenozoa, Kinetoplastea, Trypanosomatida, Trypanosomatidae. Bases 1 to 1314 code for a protein of 437 amino acids. The record is from RefSeq and is a predicted model, not a curated record.